Aegilops tauschii subsp. strangulata is the source of this 621-nucleotide messenger RNA. Lineage: Eukaryota; Viridiplantae; Streptophyta; Magnoliopsida; Poales; Poaceae. The record is from RefSeq and is a predicted model, not a curated record.
AUGGAGGCUGGAGGGCAGGAGGAAGGGGAUCGGGAGGCAGCAGGAGCUUUGGAUUCAGCCGGUCAGCGGGAAGGUCAGGGUAGUGGCAGUGAUAGUCUAUUGUGGUGCAAGGAAGGACCACGUGGCUCUGGCAGGAAGGGACUCAGUGAGGAAGAAAAAGGAGAGGAGGUCACUAGCCCUUCGAAAACCAAGACAAAUGAGAAGAAGGGAGGCACCCCGCGGCAGCUUCUGUUGGGGGAUGACACUGGGUGCGUGGAGAAGCCAAAGGGGGAAGCCGGUGGUGAGAUGGGUGGAGCUGAAGGAAUCGAUCUUGAGAAACCAAAGGCGAUGAAGUCGCGAGGUGCAAAUGGGAAGGAGAACCAGGAGGAAGGUCACAACAAGCAAAGUAGGAAGUUUAAGAGGGUGAGGCGUGAAGAUAGAGGCACGGGUGAGGCCAAGGCUAGCGAUUUUGUGUUGGGAGGAAAGAGAGGAAGGUCAGAGGAGAUGGAUGACAAGGAGGACAAGAAAGGGAAGGUAGGGAUGGAGGUAGAGGAGAGGCAGGAGAGUGUUGACAAGCAGGAGUUGGAUAACAAUACUAGCACAUCGGCCGGGCUGCAGGAGCAGCCCCGCCGGGCACAUUGA